UCUUCCCACACUUUACUCUAUUCAAAUACGCACCAUGGCAUUGAGUGGGAGCCGUUCACCAGUCCCAAGAGGACGAUAUAGCAACUCGGGCUCACCUCCCCGACAUCGAUCAGACUCGCGAGACUGGCACAGCUCACGACGAAGGAGCCGAUCAAGGGACCCCAAUAGAGGACGACGAAUCAGUCGGAGUCGGUCUAGGGAUACCGGGAGACGAGACAGCUUUGGACGGGAUAGGCGACCAGGAUCCCGUGAAACAGAUUCUCCCGAGCCCGAUAGGUUCAUGAACCCUGAGCGUCAGCGGAUGAUGACAAAUGGUCCUGCAGAUCGAGAUUAUCGGCGAGGCGAUCACAGGUCUGGGAGGGGAGAAAAUGGAUAUGAAAGGGACGAAUACAGGCGAGAUAGUGUGAGAUAUGAUACGAGGGAUGGAAAGAGGGAUGGUGAGUCUUUCCAGCAAUUCCUUGAGAGAAGGAAACAAAUGAGGGACGCAAGCACUGUUUCCAUAUGGCCGCCUUCACCCGAAAUCGAGCGAAACCUAUCACCGUCCCCCAACCGCAAGCCAAAGUCUCGAAAAUCUCGGAACGGCACUGAAUCUCCUGAACCAAAAAAGCGCAGAAGUCGGAAGCGCGAUAUGAGUGACGACUCUGUAGAUGAAUCAGAGUCUGAGAGCGACAGUGAGGAUGAUCGGCGGUCCCGAAAAAAGAAGAAGAGAUCAUCGUCUUCUAGAAAACAUAAGAGCAAGAGCAGAAAAGGUCGAAAAGAUAAAAAGCGGAGCAAAAAGAGAACGCGUGGUCGCUCUCCGACUCCGUCUUCGUCAUCUGCGGACUCUGCGUCAGAAAGCGAAGAGGACAAUCAGCUGGCUAAGCGCAGAAGGUCUGGUUCACCCGCUCCGGCGGUAGAUGGAAAACCGGUCGUUGAUGCAACUGUGCAAGAUUACUGGCGCGAAAAAGCGGUGGAGCCUGUGGAAGAUGCCCCUGUGGGACCCAUGCCUCUUAACAUGGCGGAAGCCAAACAUGAUGAAAGAGCUUAUGGUGGUGCCUUGUUGGCAGGAGAAGGAUCUGCGAUGGCUGCCUACUUGCAAAGCGGAAAACGUAUUCCACGUCGUGGCGAAAUUGGUCUCCAGUCAGAAGAGAUUGAAAGCUUCGAAGAUGUUGGGUAUGUCAUGUCAGGUAGCAGACACAGAAGAAUGAAUGCUGUCCGUAUUAGGAAGGAAAACCAGGUUAUCAGUGCUGAAGAAAAGAGAGCGCUCUUGUUGUUCAACCAAGAAGCAAAUCUCAAAAAAGAGGCCGAUAUCAUUGCAAAUUUCAAGGACAUGGUUACUGCCAAAUUGCGGGGAAAAGAAGGAGGUCCCUCGCAAGAUUGACAAGCCUCGGAACUUUAAGAAUGUAGCUAAAAGCUUGUUAUUCAUGGCAUGAAAUUAUUCGAAAAACUCUUGAGCCACG
Spizellomyces punctatus DAOM BR117 is the source of this 1439-nucleotide messenger RNA. RefSeq lists its product as uncharacterized. Gene Ontology annotation, cellular component: nucleus. The record is from RefSeq and is a predicted model, not a curated record. Gene Ontology annotation, biological process: regulation of gene expression. Bases 35 to 1360 code for a protein of 441 amino acids. The transcript is spliced from 2 exons. Lineage: Eukaryota; Fungi; Chytridiomycota; Chytridiomycetes; Spizellomycetales; Spizellomycetaceae. Gene Ontology annotation, molecular function: chromatin binding.